Molecule: messenger RNA, 579 nt
Organism: Lathyrus sativus (Indian pea)
Lineage: Eukaryota; Viridiplantae; Streptophyta; Magnoliopsida; Fabales; Fabaceae
Source: the annotation of a GenBank genome assembly
AUGAAAACAGAAUCUCAAAUUUUUGUGGCUUCGAAGAUGAAUUUCACGGAGGAUUCUGAGAAAGUGAAGAAAAUCGAGGUUGUUGUUUUGAGUGAAGAUGAAGGUGAAGAAGAUUAUGAGUCAGUGGAAGAAGUUGACGCCGGAGAAGACGACGGUGAUGAGGAUGAUGAUGGUGACGAGGAGGACGAUGAUGAAGAGGAGGAGGAGGAUGAUGCUCCUGACGGCGGCAACGAUGAGGAUGAUGAAGACGAAGAGGAAGAUGGAGAUGAUGAAGUUGGUGGCGGUGAGUGUGGUGGUGACGGUGACGAUGACGACGAUGACGACGACGAGAACGAUGAUGACGAGGAGGAUAACGACGAAGAGGAUGAUUUGGGAACAGAGCACCUUGUUCGCCCUAUAGGCAAUGCUGAAGAGGAGGAAGCUUCUAGUGAUUUUGACCCAGAAGAAAAUGAUGAGGAUGAAGACGAAGAAGAUGAUGAGAAGGAUAAGGUUCCGCCGAAAAGGAAGAGAUCAAAUAAAGAUGAUGAUUCCGAUGACGAUGACGGAGGUGAAGAUGAUGAAAGACCCUCCAAAAAAUAG